Molecule: messenger RNA, 255 nt
Organism: Cladocopium goreaui
Lineage: Eukaryota; Dinophyceae; Suessiales; Symbiodiniaceae
Source: the annotation of a GenBank genome assembly
AUGGCCUCUCCUCAGAAUUCUCAGGUGAUCCUCCAUCAGCUGGGGAAGUUGACUGAAGCCAAGCAGCUGCAAGGCGAGUUGGUGCCCCUCCUGGAGCAACGUUUUGGGUCGACGGCGCCGUCGACCAGGAAAGCAGUGGAGUUCUUGACUUUGCUCGAGAAGGAGUCAUUUGGCAAAAAGCGAAAGAAUGCCAGCCCUCACAGACAGUCCGCUUUUUGGCACGUGGAAAGGGCCAAAGCAAUGGCUGGUGCUUGA